UGGUGUGCUGUGGAGAUUAAUAAUGGUGCUGAUGAUGGACGUUACUUUCAUCUGUCAAUGACUCAAGGCACACCCAGUCUGUAUGUGGAUAAUCAGGAGGAGACAGGGUUUUUUAAUGAAAAAAUUACCAUAAACUGUUACUACACCACCUCUGGAGAGAUGAAAUGGUGUAAGAUGAACAGCAACUGUGUGACAGAAAGAUCAGGAUUAAUAGAUGGAACAAGAGUAAACCUGAACAACAGACGUGACAACAGAUUCACUGUGACUCUGAGUGAACUGAGUCCAGAGAGCAGUGGUUGGUAUUACUGUGUCAAAGGAGACUUCCAGAUGCCAGUACACCUAAGUGUUACUGAAAGACCUGCAGAAAUCUACAAAACAAAGACUGUCAGUGAAGUAUCAGUGAAGGCUGGCGCUUCAGUCACUAUUCCCUGUUUUUACAGCCAACAAUACAGAAAUCAUGUGAAAUAUUUAUGUGAAGGAUCUAUAUGGACUUACUGCUCAUAUGCAGCUAAAACAAACUCACAAAGUGAUUCAGAAAAGUACUCAAUCUCUGAUGAUAAAAGUCAAUCAGUCUUCACUGUGACCAUAAAACAGCUGACAGAACAAAACACUCAUUACUGGUGUGCUGUGGAGAUUGAUAAUGGUGUUGAUCAUGGACGUUACUUUCAUCUGUCAGUGACCCAAACUGUAUGUGGAUAAUCAGACAGUAUCAGGAUUUAUUGGGGAAAACAUCACCAUAAACUGUUACUACACCACCUCUGGAGAGAUGAAAUGGUGUAAGAUGAACAGCAACUGUGUGACAGAAAGAUCAGGAUUAAUAGAUGGAACAAGAGUAAACCUGAACAACAGUGACAACAGAUUCACUGUGACUCUGAGAGAACUGAGUCCAGAGAGCAGUGGUUGGUAUUACUGUGUCAAAGGAGACUUCCAGAUGCCAGUACACCUAAGUGUUACUGAAAGACCUGCAGUAUCAGUGAAGGCUGGAGCUUCAGUCACUAUUCCCUGUUUUUACAGCCAAAAACACAGAAAUCAUGUGAAAUAUUUAUGUAAUGGAUAUUUGUGGAAUUCCUGCUCGUAUGCAGUUAAAACAAACUCACAGCUUGAUACAAACAAGUACUCAAUCUCUGAUGAUAAACAUCAAUCAGUCUUUUCUGUGACUAUAAAACAACUCACACAUCAAAACACGGAUUACUGGUGUGCUGUGGAGAUUAAUAGUGGUGCUGAUGAUAGACAUUAUUUUCAUCUAGUUGCCCAAGAUACACCCAUUCUGUCUGUGGAUAAUCAGGCAGUAUCAGGAUUUAUUGGAGAAAACAUCACCAUCAACUGUUACUACACCACCUCUGGAGAGAUGAAAUGGUGUAAGAUGAACAGCAACUGUGUGACAGACAGAUCAGGAUCUGUGGAUGGAACAAAAGUAAACCUGAACAAGAGUGGCAACAGAUUCACUGUGACUCUGAGAGAAUUGAGGGCAGAGAGCAGUGGUUGGUAUUACUGUGUCAAAGGAGACUUCCAGAUGCCAGUACACCUAAGUGUUACUGAAAGACCUACAACAGAACCAACCAUAACUCCCACAAUAGCUGGAAAAACUGCCACCACUCGUGUGAAACCAAAAAGUCGUUUUGACUUAAAAAUCCUCAUCAUCCCCUCGAGUUUGCUGAUCUUGAUUUUAAUUGUAGCCUUGGUGGUCUGGCUUGUACUGAAAUGCAAACAUGGCAAAGCAGAUUCAACUACCUCAAAGUCGUCUGAGGAGGCGGUAACGUACUCUGAUGUUGCCUUCAAGAAAAGAAAAGCUAAGGCUCGGAGUGUUGAAAGUGGUGAGGAUGUGACUUACAGCUCUGUGGUUACAACAAAGCAAAAAAGGCAAAGCAAAGGUGAAGAUACGGACGUUACUUACACCACAGUGUUUCAUCACAUGUAAACAUUGUUGCAGCUGUCUGUGUGAAGCUUUUGAUCUCAUCUCACACAACAGACAUGUGUGAACUAGAUCUGGUCUCAAUCUGGUACUGCUGGUACCGCACGUGUUUUGUCAACUGUUUGUUAGCCAGCUCUGGCAACGAUGGCACUGUUUUUUUUUUUUUUUUGGUUUUUUGUUUGUUUGCUUGUGAUUUGGUUUACAUGGCCCAAAUCUGCCCAUGCCACAACUGACCUGUGCCAUGUGGUUUGGUUUACGUGGAUGCUGACCCAUGCAUGGACCACGUCUGGCAAAUCCGGGCCACCAAAGGGGCGUCAUUCUUUGCAGUAUCUGGGCCAAGUAUUACAUUGUUUGGACCAGAGCUGGGCCAGAUAUAUUUUGCUAUGUUGCAUGAUUUUUGGCCAUUUUAUGUUAUUCAUAAGCGCUUAUCUUGUUAAUGAAUAAAAAAUCUAUUUAUAGUUAUGUAAAGUUCAUCUUUAUGUGUAUUAAAUGUUUUUGUGGCAAUGCAUUUUAACAUUGAGGCAUAAAUAAAUGUUACUAUUACCACU
This is a messenger RNA of Austrofundulus limnaeus, 2460 nucleotides long. RefSeq lists its product as uncharacterized. The record is from RefSeq and is a predicted model, not a curated record. Gene Ontology annotation, molecular function: transmembrane signaling receptor activity. Gene Ontology annotation, cellular component: plasma membrane. NCBI's taxonomy places the organism in Eukaryota, Metazoa, Chordata, Actinopteri, Cyprinodontiformes, Rivulidae.